UCAGUUAAAAGUUGAGAGUGGAACGAUUAAAUUCACAGUGAGAAGCUGUGAAGUGAAACUUUUUAGUGGAUCAAUAUCAGUGAAGAGCCAAAGACAUGGAUUAUUUGCUGAAUAAAUUUACUUCUUCUGGCCCGAAAAAGUUGAAGAUAGCCUUGAUUGGACAGAGCAACUUUGCUGCUGAUGUUCUUGAAUUACUUCUCAGCGAUGGACAUGAAGUUGUUGGUGUUUUCACAAUUCCCGACAAGGGUUCCCGUGAAGAUAUCCUAGCGGUCACAGCUAAAAAUCACGAUAUUCCCGUCUUCAAAUUCUCCGUCUGGCGAAAGAAGGGCGUUGCAAUUCCUGACGUUCUGGAGAAGUACAAAUCCGUUGGUGCAAAUUUGAAUGUCCUGCCUUUCUGCUCCCAGUUCAUUCCUAUGGAAGUUAUCGAUGGUGCUGCUCUAGGAAGCAUUUGCUAUCAUCCAUCAAUUCUGCCACGACAUCGUGGUGCUAGUGCCAUAUCCUGGACCUUGAUUGAAGGAGAUUCUAUUGGAGGUUUUUCCAUCUUCUGGGCUGAUGAUGGUCUGGACACUGGACCAAUUCUGCUUCAGAAGGAAGUUGAAGUGGAAGAUUCUGAUACCCUCGAUUCAAUUUACAAGAGGUUCCUCUACCCUGAAGGUGUAACGUCCAUGGGGGAAGCUGUUCGGUUGGUAGCGGCAGGAACUGCACCCAAGAUCAAACAAACUGAAGAGGGAGCAACAUAUGAUCCACCUAUGUUCAAGGAAGAGAACCAGAUUAUUAACUUAAAUCAACCAGCAAAGGCAAUCUUCAACUUUAUCAGAGGCUUGGAUUCAGUUCCUGGUGCCAUUGCAUAUGCUCUGGAUGAGAAUGAAGAUGAGGUCAUGAUAAGGCUCUUUGGAUCUCAAAUGUUUGAUGAUCCCAUUCCAGAAGGAAAACCUCUUAAGCUCAAAGGAUUGACUACACCAGCCUUGGUUACAGAAAAAGGACUUUUAAUUACCGGAUCAGAUGGCAAGGUCGUCAAUGUCCAAAGGAUUAAGAAGGGAAGUAAGAUGAUCUCAUCAUCAAAAUGGUUUGAUCAAACUUCUGGACAGGUUACUUUGGAGUUAACAGACGCAGAGAAGGCUAUCGAAACGAGCUUAAAGGGAAUCUGGGAAUCGAUCCUCAAGGUCGAUAUCACUGAAGAUACUGACUUCUUUGCUUGUGGUGCUGGCUCAAUGGACGUUGUUCGUUUGAUUGAAGAAGUCAAGGAUGCUUAUGACGUUGGUCUCGAGAACGAAACUCUCUUCAUGGCCCCUACAUUCCAAGAGUUUUUCACUCAACUAAUCUUGGUAUCUCGUCAAGGAAGUUCUUCUGGAGUAAUUAAUGUGGAGUACGAUGGAUUUGUGCUGAAGGCUAAUAAGAGAGAAAUCUCUGUUCCCACGCAACUCUUCAUCAAUGGAAAAUUUGUUGAUGCAGAAAACGGCCGAACUCUGGAUAUUGUUAAUCCGACAACGGAAGAAGUUCUCUGCAAAGUUGCACUAGCCAGUAAGAAUGAUGUAGAUGUUGCUGUAAAAGCAGCCCAUGAAGCUUUCAAGGGCCCAUGGUCGCAGGUCUCAGCUCGUCAACGGGGCCAGUUGAUGUUCAAAUUGGCUGAUUUGAUGGAACAGCAUAAGGAGGAACUUGCAACAAUUGAGGCUGUAGAUUCAGGAGCGGUUUAUACUUUGGCAUUGAAAACUCACGUUGGCAUGUCAAUUGAUGUAUGGAGAUAUUUUGCCGGAUGGACAGAUAAGAUUGAGGGAUCGACGAUCCCUGUAAAUCCAGCUAGGCCAAACAAUGUACUCACUUUUACCAAGAGAGAACCCAUUGGAGUCUGUGGAUUGAUCACUCCGUGGAAUUAUCCAUUGAUGAUGUUGUCUUGGAAAAUGGCAGCUUGUAUAGCUGCUGGAAAUGCAGUUGUGCUGAAACCUGCUCAAGUUUGUCCUCUAACGGCCCUUAAAUUUGCUGAAUUAUCUGUAAAGGCUGGCUUUCCGCCAGGAGUGAUCAAUAUUACAGCUGGAACUGGCUCAAUUACUGGGCAAGCAAUUGCUGAUCAUCCUCUUGUUCGUAAGCUAGGCUUUACUGGAUCUACCCCCAUCGGCAAGAAAAUUAUGGCGUCUUGUGCAGAAUCCAAUAUCAAAAAAUGCUCCCUGGAACUUGGAGGCAAGAGUCCCUUGGUGAUCUUUGCCGAUUGUGAUCUCGAUAAGGCUGUUCGUCUGGGAAUGUCUGCUGUGUUCUUCAACAAAGGUGAAAAUUGCAUAGCUGCUGGAAGGAUAUUUGUGGAAGAAAAGGUCCAUGAUGAUUUUGUCAGGCGGGUUCUUAAGGAUCUCAAGACGAUGACCAUUGGUGAUCCUCUAAAUCGAUCAACUGCUCACGGUCCUCAGAAUCAUAGAGCGCACAUGGAAAAGCUGGUUGAAUACUGUGAGAUUGGAGUUAAGGAAGGCGCUAAACUUGUAGCUGGCGGAAAAAGGGUACCUGGCAUGAAAGGAUUCUUCUUCCAACCGACUGUCUUUACGGACGUGGAAGACCACAUGUACAUUGCCCAGGAAGAGAGUUUUGGACCCGUUAUGGUCAUUUCCAAGUUCAAGGGAAGUGAUGUUGAGGCUAUUGUAAAAAGGGCUAAUAACACAGAAUAUGGCUUGGCUAGUGGAAUCUUUACCAAAGACAUCAGCAAGGCUCUCCUGUUUGCCGAACAAGUGGAAGCCGGAACAGUCUUUGUCAACACUUACAAUAAGACUGACGUUGCUGCUCCAUUUGGUGGCUUCAAGCAGAGUGGUUUUGGCAAGGAUUUAGGCAGGGAGGCUCUCAAUGAAUACCUCAAAACUAAGUGCGUUACAAUUGAAUUUUAAUACUUAUCAACAGCAAGAAAAGAAAUGUAUUUCAUCUGAAGAACCACAAUUAAUUUUUUUUUACAUUAAAAGCAAUCGUUACUUGUUA
Messenger RNA from Phlebotomus papatasi, 2949 nucleotides. Its product is annotated as cytosolic 10-formyltetrahydrofolate dehydrogenase. The transcript has 5 exons. NCBI's taxonomy places the organism in Eukaryota, Metazoa, Arthropoda, Insecta, Diptera, Psychodidae. Gene Ontology annotation, molecular function: aldehyde dehydrogenase (NAD+) activity; formyltetrahydrofolate dehydrogenase activity. The record is from RefSeq and is a predicted model, not a curated record. Gene Ontology annotation, biological process: one-carbon metabolic process; biosynthetic process; 10-formyltetrahydrofolate catabolic process. Gene Ontology annotation, cellular component: cytoplasm. The coding region runs from base 96 to 2861 and encodes 921 amino acids.